AUGUUGACAGUUCAAGGUGCACCUCCAUCUCGCACGAUUGCUGUCGAAGUCGCCGUGAAUAUUGCUGGCGCUGCCUUACGAAAGAGGUCAGGUAUCAUGAGAGGCCAGUCUCGCGUCAAUGAAGAAGAGAGAAAGGAAAUUGUGAGACAUGCCACGCGUUGGCUUGAGCACGGGUUCGAUCCAUAUGCCCGCUUGAUUAAGGAUACUGGCAAUGCAUACCGUAUCUUGAACCCGGGAGACACUACACUACGGCGUGAAAAUCUCAACGUGACAUGGCAAACGAGUUUCUUGAUGGCCAACAAGGAGCUCUCGGAACUUUUCAACAAAAAGAAAGUGGAAAGAGAUCCGGAAAAGCUGCAGAAGCUGCCCAAAGUACACCAAACAGAUAGUGCACAAAAUUUCUUUUCGACAUAUCAAGAGUUCAAAGGCCAAAACUCGAUUCUUGAUGAGGAUGUCUACGCUUUGGAAGAAGCUGCAUACCAGACCUCUAUAUAUAAAAGGGGAAAUAUGGUUUUUCCUCGGCCGAAAAAACAGGACAAAGGAGAAGAGAGACAAUUUUCCUCUGUGAUUCACUGUUGCUCAUCUCGAGGGGAGCAUUUGCUUCCAUAUAUUGUAUGCAGGAGUAAGGAUCCUCCACAAACAAAAACCUAUAAGACAAUGCAGAUUGCCUCAAACGAGACUGGAUGGAGUGAGCAGGCACAUACUCUUGAUUGGCUGAGAACUGUGUUUGAACCCAAAACCCGGCCUCAGGAAAGUUGUGAUGGGUCAUUCCCAUGGAGAAUUCUGCUGGUGUCUCGUCGCUUUGGUGUGCGUCCAGAAUUCGAACAAUAUUGCUGGAAGAGGAAUAUCCUUUGUCUUCAAUUUCCUGACAAUGAUCAGAAGUUCUUUAAUCCAAUGUGGAACAUUAUUUUUGAAGCAAUGAAACAGAACUACACCGAUACCAUGUUGCAAAAGCUUCUCAACAAGCCAAAUAUUGCAAUGGGAGUGGAAUACUUUGCUAGAUGGAUACAGGCCGAAGUCAAUUCAUCUAAGCGAAAAGCAGAAGCGACGGACCGCUGGCUUGAGAGCUGUCUCAUCCCGGCAGACGAGCGUCGUUUCCGCAACCAUUUGCAAGGGAAAAGAGCGACAGCUAUGCCAGAUGAAACAGACUGGAAUACGAGUAGAGAGCUCAGACCGUCUCGCACCCGCUCUGAAAGUUCUAUGACCCAGACGCCCCGGACGUCAUGUAGCCCCAUGGCACGAUCCACACCUCGGACCAGUGUGCCUCUUCCGAUUCUUCCAACGACCGAGAUAGAGAAGCGAGAUGAAAGUGAGGAACAAUCAGACCUACAGCUUCAUGAGAACCUCCAGGAUAAUCUUGUCUCUUCGAGCAUGGAUUACACUGAGAGCGACAGCGCAUCGAACAGUGAAAGCGGCACCCCAGUUUUCCAUGUGUCCCAGUCGGUGACUCCAUCGAGAACUUCGCGAAGACCGAGAAUCACUCCGAAGACUCCCAAGUCCGCUCUAUCCAAAGUCACAGACCUUGAAUCGCAUGCUUUGGUCAUGUCUGCCGACCAGCAUAUCAAAGCCUUGGAUGGUUGCAUUGAGGGAACGCCUUGCACACAAAAAAGAUUCCGAGAUGAUUUGAUUCUGGACCGCGGUGGGCUAGAGAAAGAAAACGCCCGUCUUAAAGCCCAGCUUGAUAUUCUCAGGAAUUUCAUGCCGGCUAAGAAGCAGAGGACUGAGUGA
Messenger RNA from Penicillium nucicola, 1728 nucleotides. RefSeq lists its product as uncharacterized. Gene Ontology annotation, molecular function: nucleic acid binding. The record is from RefSeq and is a predicted model, not a curated record. The transcript has a single exon. Bases 1 to 1728 code for a protein of 575 amino acids. Lineage: Eukaryota; Fungi; Ascomycota; Eurotiomycetes; Eurotiales; Aspergillaceae.